AUGGGGGAUUCAGAAUCUUCAGAAAAAUUGAAAUUGAUUGACUGCAUUACCUGCAGAUAUUUCUCUUCUGGUGACAACCUGACAAUUGACCAUGUUAUUCCAAUUUCGCGUGGUGCUAAAUGGGAAUGGGAAAAUUUGGAGCUCACCGUCUUGACCUGUGUUUCUGGUUCACAAACUGUCAUAACAUGCACAACCAUUUCUGGUUGUCGAUAUGAGAGUGCUUUGCGCCGACGGUCUAAGCGAGUGAAGGCGACGUCAAUCUACCUGAGUUCUGUGAGUGUUGCGUCGGGAGUAUCAGGCAACCGCCGGAGCAACAAGCUUGCAGCUUUGGAGUGUUCCGACUUCUCGAUAGCUAGGCUUAUGUUCCGACUUCUCGAUAGCUAGGCCUAUGUUCAGAGAUGGUCAGCUCGAAAAAUAUGAGAUAAUAAGGCCCCAGGUCACAUCAAACCGACAACAGAUGGUCCACCGCUCAACCCUGUGAGGCUGAAAUCUUGAAACUGAAGGACAUCUUUUUUACAUUUGCUUCUCCAAAGGAAUUGGGAAUGGUUAAAAGAUGAUCUGUAUGUUUACUAAUGUACUGCUUUGCGAGAACACAAUGGCAAAGUGAAUGUGCUGAAGCUUGUUUUAUGGAACUAACAACUUGAUUGAACAAAAUUAACGCAGAUUGUAAGCGUGUACUUUUUGUACCUGCUUCUUUAAUCGAGUAUUGUUCUUGGUUUA
Molecule: messenger RNA, 720 nt
Organism: Phragmites australis (common reed)
Lineage: Eukaryota; Viridiplantae; Streptophyta; Magnoliopsida; Poales; Poaceae
Exons: 5
Coding region: 1-384 (127 amino acids)
Molecular function (GO): endonuclease activity; zinc ion binding; nucleic acid binding
Source: RefSeq, a predicted model, not a curated record